AGUCGAUCGUCACCGUGAGUAUGCCGCACCCUCGACGCGCAUCUACGGCACGCACCGCACACGGCAGGUGAUCGGUGGAUUGCACGCAUCUCGAGGACGCUGGACAGGCCUGCGUGUGCGGUGGCUGGGGAGGUGUAGCGGCGAGCACCGAGCAGGUUGCGGCUGGGCGCACGUCGCAGGCAUCGCGGGCAUGGCUACUGCGUCGCAUCGGCAACGGCGCUGCGAGAGCUGUCGCACAGCCUGCGCGAGAGCACGACGUGUCCGCGGCCUCGCAGCGCCCGCAGCGAGCACCUGGCAGCGGCUGCGCCGGAGCCGAGCGAUGGCACCGCGCCGAGCCUCGCCAGCGAUGGGCGCAAGUGCGAUGCCGCAGCGCCAUGCUGGCGUGCUCGUCUUGCCGUACAGCGUAGCCGGCUGCCACUGUCGCACCCACACGCCUGGCUCACGCCGCUGACGCGUGGUGCCCCUCUCGCAGAUGCCGCCGAAGAAGGCAGCCAUCCUCGCCGCCGCAAGCAAGACGAGCAAGAAGAAGAAGUGGUCCAAGGGCAAGGUCAAGGACAAGGCCCAGAACAUGGUUGUCCUCGACCGCCCCACGUACGACAAGAUCCUGAAGGAGGUGCCCACCUUCAAGAUGAUCUCGCAGUCGACGCUCAUCGACCGCAUGAAGAUCAACGGCUCGCUCGCCCGCGUGGCCAUCCAGCACCUCGAGCGCGAGGGCCAGAUCAAGAAGGUCAUCCACCACCACGGCCAGCUGGUCUACACGCGCGUCAGCGGCGAGUAAACGGCGUCAUGCUGUUCCGCUCGUCUCCUGUCUCGUCCAUGGGCCUCUUCGUUCUGUAGCACCACACACACACAUCACACACCACACCACCACGCAUGGGUACCGAGCUAAAAGCCUGGCGCAAU
Molecule: messenger RNA, 903 nt
Organism: Tilletiopsis washingtonensis
Lineage: Eukaryota; Fungi; Basidiomycota; Exobasidiomycetes; Entylomatales
Product: ribosomal protein S25
Exons: 2
Coding region: 473-778 (101 amino acids)
Cellular component (GO): cytosolic small ribosomal subunit
Molecular function (GO): structural constituent of ribosome
Source: RefSeq, a predicted model, not a curated record